AUGGCUCCCUCCGAUGACAUUCUCACUGAUGUGCCGGGCACGGUGUAUCUGGUUGAUAAAUCAGAAGCCUUGACGGACUCUGCUCAUGCAGAGCAACGAGAUAUCAUCCUCAUCCCACAGCCUUCCUCCUCCCUAGCAGACCCUUUGAACUGGGUCAAAACCAAGAAAUACUGGUCCCUACUCCUCAUCUCCUUCUAUGCCUGUGUCAUGUCGUUCGGAGAGAACAACUGGGGCGCAUCAUGGACGGUCAUCUCUGCCGACACCGGCGUCUCUAUCGAAGACAUGAACGGCGGUUCGGCCCUUAAUUACCUCAUGCUGGGCUUCUUCAACAUCAUCUGGAUUCCUUCCGCCAUGAAGUUCGGCCGCAAGAUUGUCUUCAUCAUGAGUCUAAUCUGCGUCGCUGCGUCCAGCAUCUGGGGAGGCUUCUACCACGGCACGGGCCAGUACUAUACCAUGACUACUAUCAAUGGAAUCGGCACAGCUGCCUAUCAGGCUCUGAUCCAGCUGACCAUCUUCGACAUGUUCUUUGCGCACGAGCGCGGCCGCAUGCUGGCAUUCUACAUCUUCUUCCAGCAGCUCGGGUCCAUCCUCGGCCUCAUCCUGGGCGGAUACAUCUCCGACGGCAUCGGCUGGCGAUGGAGUGCACCUAUCGUGGCGAUAGCCUGUGGCGUCCUCAUCCUUCUCUUCAUCUUCACCUUCGAUGACACCAUGUUCCCCCGGUACCGCUUCCUCACAAACGAGAGCCUGCCUCCCCCAACAUCUCCCGUCGACAAGACAGCCGACACCGACGAGAAGAAGAGGCAGCCCGAGUCGACACGGUCUGUAUCCCCCAGCAACGGCAUUGGAGAAGUCGACAUCCUGCCGCGCACCUACCGCCAGAAGAUCGCCCUGGUGCACUACUUCCCUGACGAUCAGACCACCUGGUUCCAGUACUUCCGGCGUCCGUUCUUCCUCUUCGCGUUCCCCAACAUUGUCCUCGCCGGCAUUCAGUUCGCCUUUGGCUGCACCGCCGGCAUCGUCUCCUUCAACACCAUCUCGGAGAUCCUCACCGAAGCCCCGUACAAUUUCAGCGCGGGCUCCACAGGUCUGGUCUUCCUCGCUGCACUGGUGGGCAACUUCAUCGGAAUGGGCAUCGGAUACCUCUCCGACUGGAUCGUCCUAUAUCUCGCCCGCCGCAACAAGGGGUACAAGGAGCCCGAGAUGCGUCUGUGGACGCAGAUCUUCCCGUUCCUCUUCGCCGCCGUCGGGUACUUCACCUACGGCUGGGGCGCGCAAAAGGGCGACCACUGGAUGUCCAUUGCCGUCGGGCUGUGCUGCAUGAUUGCGCAGCAGGUGUCGGCGACGAGUAUUGCGACGGCAUAUGCCAUGGAGUGUUUUGAUCGGAUUUCCGGAGAGCUGGUUAUCGUGCUGGCGUGCUGCUCGUCCAUGAUCAACUUUGCCAUCUCGUUCUCCAUCCAGCAUUUUAUCAAUGCCACCAAUUACGGCUGGGCGUUUACGUUUUAUGGUCUUCUGGUUGUCGGGUCCAUGGUCAUGACGGUGCCCAUGAUGGUCUGGGGGAAGCGUUGGCGGAGACGGUGCAAGGGCCGGUAUAUGAAGUUUUUGGCUGAGGUGGGCCGCUCUCCUUAG
Messenger RNA from Aspergillus terreus NIH2624, 1626 nucleotides. RefSeq names its product putative MFS transporter. Gene Ontology annotation, molecular function: transmembrane transporter activity. Bases 1 to 1626 code for a protein of 541 amino acids. Gene Ontology annotation, biological process: transmembrane transport. Lineage: Eukaryota; Fungi; Ascomycota; Eurotiomycetes; Eurotiales; Aspergillaceae. The record is from RefSeq and is a predicted model, not a curated record. The transcript has 7 exons.